AUGACAGAUACAAAUGACGAAUUUUUAGUUGAAGAUGAUGAAAUAUUAGCUUCUAUAUUAGAAGAAAGUUUAAGACAUUACAAUGAAGUGGAAGUACCGUUACGGUCUAUUGCUGAGAAUGAAGUGUCUCCUGCGAAGUCUAUUAUUAAAGAUGAACUACCAUCAGUACAGUACAAAGCACCACAACAGUCUAAUUGCUCAAAUUCUUUACCUAAAUUAAGCAGGGUUGCACCACCAGUAGUAAUAGACUUGUGCCAAUCACCCAAGAAAUGUACAACUGUCCAAAGUAGAUUAUCACAUUUUUUUACAAAAACUAAAAGUGAUAAAAUAUCUGAUAAGGAAGAAACUAAUAGUAAACUAGAAAAUCAAACGGACAAAUUAUGUAUUGAAAUAAAUUCAUCACCAGUACUGAAUAAUAAUGUCAGCAUUAGCAGUUCACCGGCGAUUUUCUAUAAAGAACCGGAUGCAAAUGGGUUUCAUUUAUCGUCUGGUUCACAUUAUGUGUACCCCUCAAAUUUCCCAGUCAGAGAAUAUCAAAUGGGAAUCAUCAAAACAGCUUUAUUUCAUAAUACUCUCGUCAGCUUGCCUACAGGCAUGGGGAAAACAUUCAUAGCUGCUGUGGUCAUGUACAACUUUUACCGAUGGUAUCCAAUGGGUAAAAUAAUAUUUAUGGCACCGACAAGACCAUUAGUUGCCCAACAAAUAGAAGCGUGUCACUCGAUAAUGGGUAUCCCUAGGGAAAUGACAUUUGAAAUGACUGGUAAUAUCCCCCCGGAACAAAGAUAUUUAGCCUGGAAUAAAUACAGAGUCUUUUUUCUUACACCUCAAGUUCUGGCUAAUGAUUUGAGCCUUAAUAAAUGUCCAUCAGAUACAUUUAGAUGUAUUAUUGUAGACGAAGCACAUCGAGCUACCAAAGAUUAUGCUUAUGUUCAGGUCUUAAAGCGUUUGGCAGAAGAAAACCGAGUAAUUAGAAUUGUUGGAUUAUCAGCUACUCCUGGAACUAAUGUAGAAGCGGUCAAUGAGGUCAUACAAAAUCUAAGCAUAUCAAAGCUAGAGUUCAGAACUGAUGAAUCUCCUGAUGUGGCAAGAUAUACAAAUAAAAAGGAUGUUGAAUGCAUAUCAGUGAAACUUACAAAUACUAUUUUGGAUAUACGCACUCAAUUUUUAAUGAUUUACGAUAAAUACUUAAAACGUUUAAAACAGUACCAUGCCCUCAAUGGAAACGUUGCUAAUCUAACAAAAUUUCAAAUAUUCACUGCCAAACAAAAAUUUUUAACCAGUAAUAAUGCUCGUGAUAUGCCAAAAUCUCUUAUUGGAUGUUUAAUAAAUGAUUUCACUAUAUGCAUGUCGCUGGCAUAUGCUUUAGAGUUGUUGACAAUUUAUGGUGUCAAAGUAUUUUAUUUACAAUCUUUAGAAAUGAAGGAAACUCAUAAAUGUUUAUCAAAUGAUGCUGAUUUUCGAAAUCUCUUGCAUGGUAUUAACAAAGAAUUAAAUUCUCAGGACUUGACUUGGAGUCACCCCAAACUAUUUGAAUUGAAAAAAAUUGUUCAAAACUAUUUUGGCUACAAAAAUGUAGAAGCAAGUAGCAAGAUAAUAAUAUUCUGUCAGUAUCGAUUGGUUGUAGUAGAAGUAUUUGAACUUUUAAAGACAUUUGGUUCAUCUGUGAAACCGGUCAUGUUUGUUGGGCAAUCUGUUAAGGAAAAAGGUGGUCUGCGGCAAAAAGAACAAUUGGAGGUAAUGAGUCGGUUUAAAAGUGGAGAUUUCAAUGUAUUAAUUGCUACAAGUGUAGCUGAAGAAGGUCUGGAUAUUGGAGAUGUUGAUCUGAUCAUAUGUUUGGAAGCCAAUAAAUCUCCAAUAAAAUUUGUACAACGACUGGGCCGAACUGGACGUAAACGUUCAGGGAAAUGUAUUACUUUACUGACUGAAGGAAAAGAACAAAUUAAAUACAAUUCCAGCGUUUCUUCGAGUAAAACACUUGUAAUCAAAAUGUUGAAAAAUAAAGCAAUACUUUCCAAGUUGGCUCCUGAAGGACCAAGGUUGGUGCCAAAACAUAUCCAUCCACAAUGUUUAAUGAUUCAUGUAAAAGAACCAGAAGAGCUUUUUCCGGAAAAGAAAAAACUUAAAGGCAAGAGAAAAGCAGUUGAAAAUAUUAUGCGAUAUGUAGAACCUAUUGAUGGCCAAAACGAAGUAGACGAAGACAGAGAAGACGGACUCGAUGUUUUCCAAAAUAAUAUAGAUAAACCGAAAAGAAGAUCUAAAAAACGAAAAACCGUCAAAUUGCAUACAAACGAUAAUGGCUGUACAGAAAUCGAAUCGUCCGAACAAAAAAAUACUGACAUAGAUUGCGAACAUCAUUUGAAUGAUUACUAUUAUGAAGCAUCUGAAAUCAACGUGCAAGGUGUAACCGAUAGGACUUUGGACCACUUUGUCGACGAGGAAAAAGUGUUUAACGAAUGGCUUAAGUCGUGCAUGCAGACCAAUACCAUAGUGUUAAACAGCUCGUUUUUGGAACUGUUAAAUUUUUUUACUGAUCGUGGACAAUGUGAUAUUGAACUUUUCAACGACAAACCGACAGACGACAUGUUUACAGGGCAGACUCGCGUUGGAAAAAUAUUUGAAGGUCCGUCGGUCAGUGGAGAGCACACGGUCCGCUCAAACGAUCAGCCAAUGAGAAAUACCGAUCAUUUGUCCCGAUUAUGUGAUGAUGUACGACCAGGUGGCUACACAGGUUAUUCACAAGUGGCCAGCACAUCCGCAGCUCGUGAAAUCAACGACUACAAGGAAAAUACAGACCCUGAGGACAUGUUUGACGGACGCACUACUGACCACUCGACUUUCAUUCGACCGAUCGGUAUAAGAACGUCGGAAAUUUUUGAUCGUAGCCACGAGACGAAACCCGACCAAAACAGCCGUACGGGAAAAUUAAAUUUCAACGAUCUGUUCAAAAGCCAACUGGCUGACGGGUACAUAGAUGAUUUCAUUGUUGGGAAUACGAGUCUUCCAGUACGCCCGCUCUCUGUAGACGUAGACGACGACAAUUCUCCAGCAAAUAUCGCUACCGGAGUCGUCGUAUGUGACGACGACCAAGAUGAAGAUGAUGAAGAUAUGGGAAAUGUUGAUUUCGAAGAACUAUUCAAGAGCCAGAGGGCCGACCGGUUCAUCGAAAAAUACAGCGAAGAAAUCGCCGCUGAACGACCCAACGAUGAUCAUUUGUCGGUCGUGAGUAGUGGUGGUAGCAACAAAGCCGAAACGUGCCAAGAAGAAAAAAAUGACUUAUUGUUUGAUAACCAAAGAUCCGACGACGACGACCAGGACGAAGCCGACAAAAUAAUGGGGAAUAUUGAUUUAAACAAACUGUACAAAAGUCAGAGAUCCGACAAUUGUAUGGAAAAGGAAAUCGCCGCCAGACGACAGAACGUUGAUCGAUCGAUCGCCAAUGGUGGACCGAGGAGUCCGGUCAUGUCUGUUGGUGGGAAAAAGGCAGUGACAUCCGGUCACCAGCCGACCGGAAAGAUGGACUUCAGUGUAUUGUACAAAAACCAAAGAUCUGACGGGUACAUUGAAGACUUCAUGGUGAGAAGCACGGGACCCCGAGUCCGGCCGUCGAAUGCAGUCGAGUCUAUUCCACAUCGAUGA
Molecule: messenger RNA, 3636 nt
Organism: Macrosiphum euphorbiae (potato aphid)
Lineage: Eukaryota; Metazoa; Arthropoda; Insecta; Hemiptera; Aphididae
Source: the annotation of a GenBank genome assembly